AUGCUACUGUCUCAGCCCCAAGCUCAGAUUUCCCCUGCGCUUCAACCCCGUUGUGCGGAAGCACUCAUCUCAACUCAGCAACGCGCUUUUACCUGGCCUUAUCCAAGGCCUUAUCCAAUGGAGACUCGCCUUCCCGAGAUCCGCCUUCCUGAGAAACGUCCCAAGACCAAGUGUGACCUAACAGGCGCGGCAGAUGAUAUCACCGCCAAACUGGGCGUGCUCAUCCAAGACCCAUUGAUGGCAAAAUUCAACGAGGAGCUUCUCCUCUGUGGAAAGAUCAAAGCUCUCCGACGCGCAGUCGACACCAGCGAAUCUGCUAAGCGCCUCAUUUCACGUCGACUCACUCUCGCCGAGUGGAUGGAGCUCGGAACAACGCUCACUUGCUCUCCUUCUAUGGAAAAGACUAUUGAGAUUUUGAUUGGGGAUAAGAUCUCUGUUGUCCACGAUACCAUCAAUUGCAUGAAGUGUUUCUGGCCGCUAAGGGAUCUAGUCGAUUAUAUGCCUAGCGGAUAUGCGAAGUGGGCGCUUCAGGACUUGAUGGAUAGCUUUUUUGAUGCAAUCUAUUGA
This is a messenger RNA of Penicillium angulare, 567 nucleotides long. RefSeq lists its product as uncharacterized. The record is from RefSeq and is a predicted model, not a curated record. The transcript has 2 exons. Bases 1 to 567 code for a protein of 188 amino acids. Lineage: Eukaryota; Fungi; Ascomycota; Eurotiomycetes; Eurotiales; Aspergillaceae.